This is a messenger RNA of Mobula hypostoma (lesser devil ray), 4450 nucleotides long. It is a transcript of the gene nfkbiz, whose product is annotated as nuclear factor of kappa light polypeptide gene enhancer in B-cells inhibitor, zeta. The record is from RefSeq and is a predicted model, not a curated record. Gene Ontology annotation, biological process: regulation of gene expression. Gene Ontology annotation, molecular function: POU domain binding; DNA binding. Lineage: Eukaryota; Metazoa; Chordata; Chondrichthyes; Myliobatiformes; Myliobatidae. Gene Ontology annotation, cellular component: nucleus. The transcript is spliced from 12 exons. The coding region runs from base 720 to 2597 and encodes 625 amino acids.
CCGCGGCCAGCGAGCCGGGCUCGCCCGUCUCGCCUCAGUCCGAGGCGUCCAGCUCCAGCGUCCCAUCCCCAGAUUCACUUCGUGCACAAUUCUUUUCCCCUGCAUCGAGCUAUCUUUAUCGGUGUGUAGUGUUAGACUACUGUGUGCGGGGUUUUCUUUCCUAAAUAAAUUGUUUAAACCAGCAUUGUGUUAGUGUUCUUUUGACUGCAUCCACAUGAACGAUUUUCUUUUAAAGGUCAUGACUUUAAACUGCCACAACAAAUGGUCUGGAACAGGAAGUUGGUGUCAGUUUUUGAAUUCUGCAACAGAGACGAAUUUCCUGGCAUCGCGGUUUAAAAUGGUGAUUGUUCAGCCUGGAAGCAGCAUCUUUCUGUCAGGCAUACAGCGAGUUAAAUUGACCUGCUGGCUCUUGGUGUUUGCACAAUGACUGGGGUGGUUUGGACUAGGUGCCACAUGCAUUCAUUUUCCUAGCCUGUUUCAGGCGUGAGUCAGCUGCUGCCUUGGAUUGGAUUUUUCCACAGUACCUUGGUGUAAUUAUUCCCGUCCGGACCAUUUAGCUCAGCUUUGAUUCCAGGGUUGCAACAUUUGUUCGUGAGUCAGAUGGCACCAGGUUCAAGUCCUAUUUUAGAAAGUUCAAUUUGGAUAAGUUUAAAUCAAAGUCCAUCUGCUCCCUCAGUAGUAUACAGAAUAUCUCACUGCACUGCUUUAAAGAGGACCAAAUGAGUCAUGUCAAGGUUACAAAAAGCUUAUCUGGUUGUCAUUGUAAUACUGUUUCUAGGAGCUGGCUGGGUGUAAUUUGGCUGCUGUUUAAAAUAGUCACCCUUCCAUUUUCUUUCAUAGUGGCCUGUUCAGGGACAACAAGGGCACUGAAGCAGCCCUUCCAGGGAGUCAGGGUGAAGAAUCCUGUCAAGGACCUCCUUGAUUAUUUCAGGAGCACUCGCUCAGGCACCAAACUGGAAAGUCACUUGCCUCAGUCAAACUCAUCAGAAGAACCAUUUUCUCAAAUAAGAGGUCUCCUGAGUGGCCGAAAGAGAUCAGCUUUGGAGAACCUGAUCGAUGCACCUCCCUAUAAACAUUCUGCAACACCUGUAUCAUCCUACCCACUGACUCCACCCCAGACUCCAAACUCUGAGAAUUCAGAUGGAUCCCAUAAAACCAAAUCAAGAAAUGAUGUAAAUCCAGAUGUUCUUGAGGCUAUAAUAAACAUGUUGCAGAAUGAUGCCCAUGAGAUUUCUCUGAAUACAGUUCAGGUCAAUUGGGCCAAUGUUGCCAAGAAUGAUCAUGCUCUUCAAAGAGAUGGGAAAUUGCACAACAACAGUUAUAUGCAGGAACUACGCGACUGCCGACUAUCCCCUGAACAGUGCCACGAAUUUCAGCCAUACCCAAUGCAGAGUCCUCCACAAAUAUCUGGACAACAGGAUGGGCUUCAGUCACUUCAAGUUCUUGCCAGCAGACUGGACCGAGAUUUUCAGCAGAUCCCAAAUGAUAUGACAGGCCUUGCUUUUCCAAUGCAUCUGAAUCCAUCCAUGCCUGAUGAGUUCUCAUUUCCUCCAGUUAGUCAUCAAAUUGUGGGCAGUCAACAAUCAUCUGAAUUUUAUAUGCAAGCUAUACAGCCCAACUCCCAGGGUGAUGUAUUGCAGCCUGCCUCCAUGUACUAUCCAUCACAACGUCAAGGCAAGUCCUUCUUUGAAUGGCAACUUGAACAAGAAGAGAAGAAAUUGUCCCAUCUUACUCAAGAGCAACUUCUUUCCAAAGACUCUGAUGGUGACACUCUUUUACACAUUGCUGCUGCACAGGGCAGACGUGCUCUUACCUAUGUCCUCGGAAAGAAGAUGGCUGCACUUAACAUGAUAGAUGUUAAAGAACACAAUGGUCAGAGUGCUUUGCAAGUAGCUGUUGCUGCUAACCAGCACUUGAUUGUCCAGGACCUAGUAACCCUUGGAGCACAAGUGAAUACUUCAGAUCGCUGGGGCAGAACACCACUGCAUGUAGUUGCAGAAAAGGGUCACUUUCAAGUGCUUGUGGCCAUUGAAAAAGGAAUUAUACAAAAUUGUCAGCAUCUCAAUCUGGAAGUGACAAACUUUGAUGGCAUGACUGCUCUGCAUUGUGCAGUCCUGGCCCAGAACCGUUUGGUGCAUGAGCUUCAGAAUAAAAUUCAACAGCAGCCUCAUUCUCUUGUGACACAGGAGUUGUCCAUGAAAAGCAAGAACUUACUGGAUACUAUUAAAACCUUAUUACAAAUGGGAGCAUCUAUUGAAACUCGGGAUCGGAAAAGCGGUCGCACUCCUCUGCACUUGGCUGCAGAAGAAGCAAACGUUGAUCUUUUGCGUUACUUUCUCGAGCAACCAACCAGUCUGAAUGUUGUAAAUGCUAAGGCUUAUAAUGGGAACACUGCACUUCAUGUUGCAGCUGGCAUGCAAGACAGGAGCAGUCAGGUAGACGCUGUCCGGCUUCUGAUGAGAAAGGGAGCAGAUCCCAGUGCCAGAAACUUGGAGAAUGAACAGCCAGUGCAUCUUGUGCCAGACGGUUUAAGAGGAGAAGAAGUCAAGCGCAUUUUGAAGGGGAAAGCUGCCCAAUCAAGAGUGCCAUUCUUCUGACUUCCUAGUUUGGGAAGUUUGCUGUCACCCUCACUGUCAGUUAGGCAGUCUUGUUAGUUUUAUAUAGUGAUAUUUGCUAGUAAUGGCAAAUGUGUGUUGUUUCUUUGAAAGAAACUUUAAUUGUUGACUACUGUGUAGUACUUUACAAAAUAUACUAAUGGUAGUAUUAACCAUUUUAUCUUGCUUUAGCAUAGGAGAUUCAGUUGACUUUAGAUCAGGUGGCCUGGAUUUUGUAGUCAGAAGUGAACUGAUUGCUCAGGGUUGAACUUAAAUUGUGCCUCCCCUUUUCCUGCAUUAUUUUAGGACUGUAACAUUACAGUCAAUCUCACCGAAGGGUUACUGUGAACAAAAGAAAAGGCAUCUGUCUUGGAUGAUUUUAAACACUUCACAGAGCACAGAAUAAAAGUUCUAAUAUACAUGAGGUUAGGGCAGAAACAAAAUUAAAAAUAUUUCAUAAUGCACUUUUGAAAUAUUGAAUUGUAAUCCACAGAAAAAAGGGUGUAAGUUUGCUAAUCAGUAAAAACCAUUUAUAAUGUUUCAAAAGCUCACUUGCACCUUGAGCGAAACAGUACAUUAUUUCAAGGUGUUUAUCAGCAAGGACCAUAUGUAAGUGUUGGAUUAUAUUUUACUUACUACAUUUGAAAAGGCUAAGCAAUGCAGCUUGUAGAAGGGCAUUAAUAACAAGCAGCCACUUCAUUGUAUAAACUGGCAUUAUACAAUGGCUGGCAAUUUUUUACUCAAUGCAAAUGGAAAAAUCCAGGCCAGUACUGAUUAAAAAUUGUAAUGCACAGGAUCAGUGUGACAUAUAAUAAUAUCCAGAUGCAUAUCUCAUCUUAACUUCAAAAUUGCAACUUGAGUAUAUUUAAUUAUCUACGUAAUUUUUGCUCUAAACCAGGCAUACGUCAGUGGGUGUUUAUUCAAAUUUACUUCAUCCAGUAGGUUGGUAGAACAUGUGGGUCCAAAUGUUCAGGUGAAACAAUGCACGUAGUUUGAAAAAGAUUUGAUAAGGGUUGAAGGGUAUUUCUGUUUUUCAAUACUGACAUAUGGAUAUUUGUCAUGAUUCAUCCACUUCUGUGAAUAGAACUUUUUGGGUCUAGUCACACGUACCAUUGAUGCAAUGAAAGCGUAUUACUUCUGCAAAUUGUAUAAUUUUUCUAUUUGGGAAAUGUCUUACUUUUUGAUAAUACAUAUGUUCCUUUUAACAGGAAGGACUAGCCAGGUUUAUCGCAGGCAUUUGUAUAGGAGAUUCUGAGAUUGGUAGAUCUACUAAUUAAUAGUUUUGGGAUUUUUUUCAAAGUGUGAGGAUUGUUAUUAGGAGGAAAGAGGUUUCAGGAAAAUAAGAGGUAGAGUAUGGAAAUUAUUGAAGUUAAUCACUGAUUCUCAGAUUUUGAUUGAGAGAAGAAUGACUCUUUAUAGCUUGGAAGACUGAGUAACAGCACGUGCUGCCUGCUUGUAUUGAAAGAAAGUGACAAGUGGAUUGAGACUUUUGGAUUGGUGUACAAGCGUCACCUAUCCACUUCCUGAAUUCCUUAGGGAUAUAAAUGUAUUUGUAUUCUUUAAUGUUUGUAUCUACAGGUAUAUGAUCAUAGUUCUCAUUGAGGAAAAUAUUGUAUUUCCUAAUUCAAUAUGCCUGAUCCAUUUUUUUUCUUAUGAUAUAUAACUUAGUUGUUAAGCUAACUUUGUUGAUAAUGAAAUUAACUUUUUAGUCAUUAAAUCUAUACCAUAUUUCACCUUUGUACAUUUAAAGUGCUAAUAAUUUGACUAUUUGGGGGUAUUUUGUUAAAUCAAUGAAGUAUGUCUUGUGGACAGAUUUUCACUGUUAGUUUAUGCAACAUUAUAUUAAAGAUUUUAUG